CAGAAAAAAAAAAACAAAAAACAAAAAAUAAAGGGAAAAAGGCGAGCGAUGACGGCGGCGGCGGCGACGAAGAAGAAGAGGGGCCGGCCGCGGAAGAAGCGGGAGGGCGGCCACCUUCACUACUCUCCUCCUUCGCCUCCACGGCCGUCGACGGCUCCCCGCCGGACUCUCCGCCCACGGCGCCGCCGUACCCUCCUAGACGAUUUCGCCGACUUCGACGACUACUUGGAUGAAGAGGAGGAGGAGGAGGAGGAGGAGGUGAUGGAGGAGCAGGAAGGGAAGGGGAAGAGGCGGAAGCUAAAUCUCAUACUCAAGUUGCCUCCUGCUGGCCCGACCACCGCCACAACGGAGGAGGAGAGGCCUCGGAGGGGUGCGCCAGUGGUGCCCGCAUCGUCCUUUUCGUCGUUGGCUUCGUUUUCUUCGUAUGUGGAUGAUGAUGAUGAAGAGGACGAGGAGGCGGAGGGGGAGACAAUGAAGCCGCCGAAGAAGCGGCGAUUAGACGGAUGUGAUGAUGGUGUUCGUUCUGGUGGAUCUGGUGACCGAGAGACGGGGAAGAUAAUUCUUCUUCAGAGUUUGAAGGGCUCUGCUACAGGGGUGUCCACUAGUUCUCAGGUGGCAGGAACGUGUUUGCCCGAGAGGAAAUUUCUGGAGGCCGUUCUUGACAAGAUUCAGAAGAAGGACACAUAUGGAGUGUUUGCGGAGCCAGUGGAUCCUGAAGAGCUUCCUGAUUAUUAUGAUGUGAUUGGGCAUCCGAUGGACUUUGGGACUGUAAGGAAGAAGCUGGCAACCGAAGCCUAUCGUUCUUUUGAACAAUUUGAGGAUGAUGUCUUCUUGAUUUGCAGUAAUGCCAUGCAGUACAAUGCACCAGAUACAAUAUACUUCAGACAGGCACGGUCUAUGCAAGAUAUUGGAAGAAAAGAAUUUCAGAAGCUAAGAAUUGAGGGCAAAUGCAUGGAAACUUAUUCUAAAUGUGAAGAGAAGACUGUUUUCAAUCCCAUUGAGAAAAAACUGCUACAGAUGUGCCCGCCAAGAGUUGCUCAAGAAAAUUUUGUGUCUGAUAUCUCUUCUGCUACAACUAUUGCUUCUGGAGGUGAGCCCUGUACUGGGUUGAGCACAGCAGAAGCUAGUGGUGUAGAUCCUGCAACCACUUCCAAUGGUCUUGCUGAUGGCAGUUCUUCCCUCGGGGAGAGUAAGUCAGAGAAGGUGGAUGACCUUAGAGUGAAAGGCUCUCCAUCUAAGCUUGGGAAAAAGUCACUUGAGGGAGAUGAAAAUCGGCGUGCUAGUUACAAUGUAUGUGACGAACAGUCUCCACAGGUGUCUGGCAUGGUUUGUGAUGUUCUUGAUGGCGAGCAAAGGAAGCUGGUCCCUGUUGGACUCGAUGCAGAAUACUCGUAUGCAAGGAGCCUGGCUCGUUUUGCUGGUAAUCUUGGGCCCAUUGCCUGGAGAAUUGCUUCACAGAGAAUUGAAAGUGCAUUGCCUUCUGGUGUUAAGUUUGGUUCUGGUUGGGUUGGAGAAUAUGAACCACUUCCAACUCCUAUUCUUUCUUUCGAGAACAUUCCCCAGCUACAGCAUCAGCAACUAGAUACAAAUACAACUCUGCAGUCCAAGAUGCCAUUGAAGGAUAAAGCAACUGCAUUGGGUAAAAAAGCCAAUGGAAAUAGUCGGGAAGUAAAUUAUGGUAUCCAGAGUAAGCUAGGCACCACAAUUUACAAUAGAGGUUCUGGUCCUGUGACGGGGGGAAAUAAUCUUUGUGGAUUUACAGAAGUGAAGCAACAGUCGCCUAGCUUCAUCUCUGAAACUCAGCUAAGGCCAAAUGCUGCUGUAUUACAACAGAAGAACAAACAAGUGACCUCUAAGCUUGCCAAGGUUAGUGGUACCUUUUUGGAACAAGCCCGAGAACAUCAGCAAUCUUCCUCAAGUUGUAGUUUGGUAGAUCAAUCUGUACAAAGGCCUGAAAUCUUUACAGGGGUUGCCGCUUUUAAACCUCCUGGGAGAAUUUCAUUAGACAGAAAACUUGGGCAGCCUGAACCUCUAAAACAAACAGUGGCAAUGGUGCCAUGCAGUACAACUGAUGGAAGAGUUCCUGUUGGUCAAUCAAGUAAUGGGAAAGUCUUGGGUGGAUCUAGCAGCAACAUUCUGGGAAAUACCAUGGGAUUUUCCUCCAAAUAUCAAAAAGGAAAUGUGGGUGAUGAACACCAGACAUUACAUGAGUAUGGCCUCAAUCAUCCGUCAAGACUAAUGGGCUGGCCAAUCGAGAUGCUUAACCAGUCGAACAUUUCAAACAAUUCUGUUGAUUCUUCUAAAUUUUUGCCAUCAGCUGUUCCACCAACUGGUAGAGAAAGUCCAAAUACUGCAGAUGCUGCUGCAGCUGGAGCAUGGAUGUCCAUUGGAGCUUCCACACAAUCUAAAACGUCAGUUAAUGCUGUUAAUGGUCGUGACAGUCCAAAUGCAUCUGCUUCUACAUAUUUUUACGGUUCUACUUCGAGAGCACCAAAGGUAUCCUCCAGAGUUUCUGAUGAUUCCAACACAACUUCCAUGUCUCAAGCCUUUAGGCAGCCCAUUCAGGUGGUUGGUUCUGAACCCCAGUUUUGUAACAAAGGACUGGUCAUCUUCCCACAACUAGGCGCAACCGGUAUGUCCAGAUUUCAAGGUCAGACUCCACAGCAAGGCCUGCUUCGACAAACAGAAAACAGGCAUCCUAAGAGCGUUUGCCCUCCAGACUUGAACAUUAGCUUCCAGCCCCCAGGAUCUCCUGUUCCGCACUCUUCAGGGAUUCUCAAGGACUCUCAGCAGCCGGAUUUGGCUUUGCAGCUUUGACAUUUCAUGUUUGGUCCUGUUAAAUUCGCCACGCAGGAAGUUAUUGAUGUUGUGCAACCAGCCAUUGUGAAUUGAUGCAUGCAAAAGGAGAGGUUAAUCGAUGUGGAAUUCCUCUAUACUGGAUGAAGCUUGUGGCAGGAAGUUUGGUAGAUACUUGAAGGGGAAAACACACCGAGUGGUGAUCGCUCAAUGCAACAGAUCUUUUGCUUGAAUCAUUUGUUAUGGCCGGGCAUGUCGCGGAAGAAUUAGGUAAUUCCGAAGACCAGACUAGCAGAUGACCUAUGUGGAUUGCAAGUAUGUGGUUAGAGAAUUAUGUAUCUUCAUAGACCACAAUGGAUGAUGGCUUCAGGUUGCUGAUACUCUCAUCUUUAGCUUCCACCAUGGCAACAUAUCAUCUUGCAGUGGAUUAGCAAGUGAAUUGGGCAGAUGUACUUUGGGCAAUUCAGUUGAUCUGGUCUUUCUUCCGUUACUGUUUAACAGCUGUAGCAGAAUCUUUUUUAGAUUCUGUCCAAUGAAAAGAAGCCAAAUUAUGAUUGUGAUCAUCUUUUUUUCAUGGUAUUUAAUUUUUCUAUAUAUUUAUAUCCGUAUUAUUGGAUCGA
Messenger RNA from Musa acuminata AAA Group (dessert banana), 3416 nucleotides. RefSeq lists its product as uncharacterized. Gene Ontology annotation, molecular function: protein binding. The transcript is spliced from 9 exons. The record is from RefSeq and is a predicted model, not a curated record. The coding region runs from base 49 to 2817 and encodes 922 amino acids. NCBI's taxonomy places the organism in Eukaryota, Viridiplantae, Streptophyta, Magnoliopsida, Zingiberales, Musaceae.